UCCUAUCUCCGCCCCCAGCCCGCUUUGCUCCCGUGAGGGCGGCUCUUAUAUUGCCCCCAAAAACUCCUCCCGACUGGCGCCUUUUUUCUUUAUCUGCAGAAGAGGAGACGCACAUGCUAUUUUUAGGGCCACGUAGGAACAAACCGCUUUACCUGCUGGUGUGAGACGUAAACAUGAGCGACAAGGGGACAGUGGCAUCCAAGGAGAAGGAGAAGGAGACUGCGGAGAAGAGGGGUCGCGGGAGACCCCGCAAGCUUCCUCAGGAGCCCAGCGGAUCGCCCACUCCGAAGAGGCCCAGAGGACGGCCCAAGGGCAGCAAAAACAAGUCCAUCAGCAAGGGCAAAACAAAGGCAGAACCUGCUCCUGGUAUAAAACGCAGAGGAAGACCCAAGAAGGAGGAAAAGGAAGAGAAGGCAUCACAGGAGUCAUCUGAACAGGAAGAAGAGGAGGAAGAGGAGGAGGAGGAGGAGGAAGAGGACCAGUAAUACACAACGGCACGCUACCUCACUCGACAUAACUGACUUACCGUUAACUGUAACUGGACUGCAUCUCCAAAACCAGUGCCACUUUCAUCAACCACUGUUCCCAAAAAAGGGUCCUUGGCCCAAACAAGGGCCAGCCAACACGGUCCAUAACCCCCCCCCUCCACGCAACAGCACUGGAUAAAACGCUGGACCUUGCUCAAGCAUAGAUCUAAGUAUCACGUGACAGCCGACGGGCCCUUUUCUCCAUGUCAUGAAAUCGCAUCUUUUAUACUGGAGAAGGUGGGCUUUUAGGGGCCUAGUGUUUUUUUUUUUUUUUUUUUUUCCCCUCACCAAAAGAUGGUUUGUAGUCUUUUUUUUUUUUUUUUCCCCCCCUCUUUACUCAAUGUUACUUAUCGAUAAUCCACGCGUCUGAGAUGGUAGGGCAUGUAGAGUUUCUGUUUUUGUACUGGACAACGGUGACUUUUUACCAAUACUCGUCGUGUUCGUGUGACGUGGUUGAACCUAACCUUCGCGUCGUAUGCUAGGUGGAGUUGAGCUUCAGUGUUUAGGGUGAGGAUAGGUCACUGGUGGUAUAUAUAUAUAUAUAUAUAUAUAUAUAUAUAUAUAUAUAUAUAUAAAGCCCCUCCCCCCCCUUCCCAGUGUCACCUCUCACAAGUAGAACCUCCUAGGACAUUUUAGGUUUUAGCUUCUCAAACAGCCUCCUCUGUCGUUGGUGUGUAGCGGGGGAGGCAACUGGUGUUUGCUGUUGAUUUUGUUUGUUGGGUUUUUUUCUCAUGUUACUUUCCAGUUUCAUACCAUUUAAAAACAAAACAAAACAAAAAAAAAAAACGUGUGCUGCUUCUUUUCAAGUGUUGUCAUUUUAAAAGUACUCUAGGGUUCCAGGUUGACGGCAUCAUUGUCAUUUUUUCAGGGAUCUUUUUACCGACGGUGUUUUGCCUGCGCGCUCGCCCAGUCAAUCGAAAGACAAACUGUAUAACCACGAGGAGAUUAAUAAUAAAAUCCAGAGUUGUUGGUACUUUUCCGACAGGGCCGCAUAUUCCCCCCCCCCCCCUUUCUGCCACCUGCACCCACUUCUUCACCCAGCGCGGUUCACAUGUCCUUCAUUUUAGUUGUGUUAUGCCAUUUUGAAGAUGUUUGGCUUCCUUCAACGACAAAAAGAACGUUUAAGUGUAAACUUGGCAGUUCUUCCACACACCUCAGCUGCUACAACCUCCUCCGUUUUAAAGCCGGAAAACUGCAAAUUGAAAACACAAUGCCUAGCGUUUCGUACCUCAUUCAGCAGGCUAUUUCAUUGCAAUUAACUUUUGUGUGUGUGUGCGCGACUGUGUACUCUGGCACUACUCUGACAGGUUUCUGUAGUAAACUUUUCUUAACAUAAACGUGGUUGAAAACGCCUCAACUUGCUCACAACUGCAGCUUGAAGACUGGCUGGUGUUUGUUCGUACGCGUGCGUGUUUGUGUGCGUGACGCAAAGUCAGCUCGACAGUUGUGUUUGCCGGCUGAUAAGUUUGAGCAGGUUUUUAUUUUCCUUCAGGUGCACUGAAACGUUUUAACGCCGGACACUUCUCCCGCUCGUUUGGCGAAAGUCGUCAUGAAGUGGUCAUUUUUGUCCCAUCGAAUUCCACAAAAUUGGAAUCACAUUGCAUAGUGACAUCUACAUCUGUUCAUUUAUAUACUGUAAACUGUUGAGGAUGGGAUCAUUCUUUUUAAUGGACACCGUAUGUAAAUGUACAAUGUAUAUAUUUUCUAUGGUGCCCUACGAUUUGUAUGAAAUAAAAUGGUCAAAUAUCAUUUUCUGUCAUUCUUCUGUCAUUCUGGGUGGCAGCAAUCGAGCACGUUUGGCUUUGAGUUUAUUGCGGUUCUAGUCGGCUAUUUUUGGCUUUUUGGUGAAAUAAGAACAGGUUAGAUCAAUACGACCUAAUCUUAACUUUUGAAUGUGCAAGUACCGCAACUUGGCAUUUGUCAAAUGAGCUGAAAGGCAAAAUUCAUCACAGGUGUAUGAUUAUUUAACCAAUGCAUAUUUCACUAGCAUCUGGUCAACACUGAUCAGUACUACUGUUCUGUCCCCACAAGUAUUUGUUGCAAAUGGCUCAACAAGCAUACUGUUUUAUUUUUCUUAGAAAGUGAUGGUUUUGGCAUCUGCAUGCGCUCGCAAUAUUUACAUCAUGAGAGCAAGCGCAAGACGGCUACGAAUGAAAUGAUCCAAACGGUAUUUUUCUCAGAGGGAAGUGACCACUGAGUUGUGCGUGUUACUGUCAUCAGAAAUAUUAAACAUCAUACUUGGGGAGCGGUCGGAGAAAGGCACAAAAUUGUCCUUGGAAAAUAAUGCUGUUCAGCUUCUUGUUACAGAUAAGUAAACUACUGAAACGUCAAACCGUUGGACAUCCGUCCAAAGGUUUAGAGGUCAAAUGAAAUUUUUCUAUAAUGGUUAGAGUAGAUGGUUAGAAUCACCUGAAAGACAAAUCUUCAAGUAUUCUUUUUGCGAGUAAAGUAGAAAAUGCGUUAUCCAACCUGACAGACUGGAAACAUUUAGAGCGCAGUCUAUAGAGUUCGUGCACGUGACGUCACCAUUUUCACGGCACCGUAUUGCCGGUCAAAAAGAGAUGCUUGACAGUGUGGGGGACAUUAAACCGGAGAGGAAUAUUCACAGUGCUCGAGACUUGUUGUGCUGUUGGUUGUUACAACAGACAAGACAGAUAUUUAAAGACAUCAUUCUAUGAAAUACCAGCUGAAAAGUUGAGAAAAGAACGAUGGAUGCUGCCCAACCAAAGACACACGACUAUGUAGCGAUCACUUCAUUUCAGGCAAGAAUUAUUCUUAAUCUCAAAUUCCCGAGAAGUAUUUAUAACGCCAAGUUGGCUCAUUUGAGAA
Messenger RNA from Syngnathoides biaculeatus (alligator pipefish), 3356 nucleotides. It is a transcript of the gene hmga1a, whose product is annotated as high mobility group AT-hook 1a. Gene Ontology annotation, biological process: regulation of DNA-templated transcription. Lineage: Eukaryota; Metazoa; Chordata; Actinopteri; Syngnathiformes; Syngnathidae. Gene Ontology annotation, cellular component: nucleus; chromatin. Gene Ontology annotation, molecular function: DNA binding; transcription coregulator activity. The record is from RefSeq and is a predicted model, not a curated record. The transcript is spliced from 5 exons. Bases 174 to 485 code for a protein of 103 amino acids.